This is a messenger RNA of Camellia sinensis, 1029 nucleotides long. RefSeq lists its product as uncharacterized. The record is from RefSeq and is a predicted model, not a curated record. Lineage: Eukaryota; Viridiplantae; Streptophyta; Magnoliopsida; Ericales; Theaceae.
UAGAGUAAGGGAAUAUUGGGAGGGGGAGAUUGGCUGGUUGUAGGUAUAGGUAAACAAGGGUGGGGUGGUGGUGUGUGCAAUUCAUCAGUUUUGUGUGUAAGCCCAUAAAUCUCUCUCAUCCUCUGACCAUCUCUCCACUACUAGUCUCUAUAUAUAAACUUCAAUCUAAAUCUCAACCACUCUGCCCCAAAACCAACCGUACUUUUUUUUUAUAUCCAUUUCUUUCUUGUUCUUUCUUUCUCAAAGGAAAAAAACAGAAAAUGAGCUUCAAUGCAGCAGCGCGCCAUUACUGGAGAUCAAUCCUGGUGGCGAAUGGAACCGGAGGAGCUCGAUCAUUUGCAUCUUCGACCAUUCCCAAGAUGAAACACUUCAAUCCAACUGCCGAUUCUGUCCACUCUCACCACCCUCCUCCUAAGUCCAGGAUGGCAGCUUUAAAGGGUGACUUCGUACCAAUAGCGGUGGUGUUUGGGUUGGUAGCGGUGGCACUUGCAAUAGGGGUUCACACAGCCAAGCAGCAGCUGUUCCACUCGCCAGCAGUUCAAAUCAGCAAGAAGAGGAGGGAGUCCAUCCAGGAGGUGGAAGAUCCCGAUUACGUCAUGGUCGACUCCAACAAGUUCCUCAACAAGUCUUUCCUCAGGAAGGUCGCUCAUAUUCAGGACCACGACCCCACUCAGACUAAUCCUACCAGGCCCAACAUCUACACUCGAUCCAAAGAAGUUGAGUCACUGAAAUCAGUUGGAGCAAAAGAGUGAGGUGGGCAUUGAGACGACCAGCCAGAGUUCCAAAUUCAAGAAGCUCUCCGACCAAAUGUUGAUUUGUUUUAUUUAGGAGAUGGGUGUGUUUCACUCUUCUCUGUCAAAAAUGUUGGUUUCUUCAAUGACUUGAAUCCUUCCCUCUUUUUCUCUUUUUUCUUUUCCUUUUCUAACGGUUAAACAGCUUUCAAGGCUGUAGUAGUGUUACUGUAUGUAUCCUCCCUGUUUCUCUUUUAGGUGGUCGAAUGAAACUGGAGAAGUGAUUUUUAUUGGUUUU